This is a messenger RNA of Chondrus crispus (carragheen), 1859 nucleotides long. RefSeq lists its product as hypothetical. Lineage: Eukaryota; Rhodophyta; Florideophyceae; Gigartinales; Gigartinaceae. Bases 1 to 1731 code for a protein of 576 amino acids. The transcript has 2 exons. The record is from RefSeq and is a predicted model, not a curated record.
AUGGCGGAUGAGAGCAUGGAUGUCGACCACUUCGACCCUGAGGCUGUGCACGGUGGGGGCGGUUACGUCGACGACGACCUUGAUCUUGACGACGAUGACGACGACGAGCCGUUGCUGAUCUCGAGCUCGCGCUCUGCCGGGCUGUCGUCCCCCUCGAUAGGGAAGGGUCAAAAGCGGCGAGCGAAGCCUAGUCUGUCAGGUCCGUCGCCCGAACUGAAAAAGCGAAAGAAGGAGACGCCGGGCGCGCACCCUGACGACUACCUGCUUCGCCGCGCGGGUACCGGUGAGUUGCGUGACUACGUAGUCGCAAAGUUUCUCACGCGCGUCCCAGAUUUUUCAAAUGACCCUCACGUGAGACUAUACCGACAUACUGAGAACACAAUUCGCGGUCGCGAGAAGGCUAUCGAAGCACAUCGGAAGCAGCAGAUAUACUAUAAUAGUUUUUCAGGGAAGCGUCGACUGGAGCGGUACGACAAGCAAGGGAUUGUUACCAUUCCUGAUCGUUACAGGAAGGGAUGGACUCUUGAGGUUACCCCCCAGCACGUGUUGGAGGAAAGAAAGAGACUUGCAGAGGCGCUAAAGCUUUCUGGCAAGGAGAUGCCUACCGCGGCGAAUGGCGUUUCGAACUCGGCGUCAGGGGCAAACGGUCUCAAGAGCAGGAAUGGUGAUGAUGAGGAGAAAUCUCAGCAAGAUCCAGAUGUGGAUUUGUUCGACGGAAAGUUUGACGGCAAGUCAACGUCCCGCUACGCUAUCAUGGUCAUGGCGGAAGGAAGCAAAGCGGUGGAUGUCAUUCCCAUUGACGACUACUCUUGGUGUUCAUUUCGAGCAAACCGAUCGUGCGGACGAGAUACUACAGAAAAGACAGAGGCCCAAAUGCGCAAAAAUGCCACAAAAGGCCAGAACAGGCUAGCAAAGUUUUCGACGAAGCUGGAGAGUGCCCAAUUCGCGAGGGAGCAGGGCAUGGGGGAUAACUCUCGCAUUAGGGACAGCAGCGAAUAUGCCGGCGUCGGAAUCAAGCGAGGCGCAGCAAAGCGUGAGGAUGACGUUGAGAACGGAGAGGAGCUGGACUUUGAGCAAGAAUUCGACAAUGAUGACGUUGCGCAGAUGGACAAGGAAAGCGUCAAGAAGACAGAAAAUCGGGUUGUCGAUGCAGAGCAGAAUGCCAAGGACUUCCGGAAGUUAAUCAAGGAUGAACCGAUCACUUCGAGGCCGUCGUCACCUGCUUCUGAAUCGGAUGAUGAUCCAACUCAAGGCAAGAACUCUCGCCCCGUGUCGCGCUCGCCGUCGCCAUCCCGGCCUCCGUCUGCAUUGCGUUCCCCAAGUCGAUCGCUUAAAUCCACGGCCGCAGUUGGGUCUAGACAACCGACCCCGAUGGGCACGAGUCCUUACGGAUCUACUCCUCUAGGUGUCAGCCCAUCUCCAGGACGCAGUCCGGGUGGGAAUACACCCCAGAAGCUCGAUUUGUCUCACUUACUUCCACCGUCAGGAACUCUGCCUUCAAGCAAUCAUAUCAAGGCAGUGCUGUCGGUUUUGUUGAAGACUCGGGAACGAAUUAUGUUCAAAGAGUUUCUACAAUACUUUGAGACGAAGACUAAGGAACAAAAGAGCAAUCUUACUCGUCUCAUGAAAGCUGUUGCUAAUGUCACCCAAGAAGUGGUUAGCGGACAUAAGAGAAUUUACAUCAGCUGGAAGAGGCCACAAGUACCUGCAGGACCUAGCGGGAGGGGAUAGGCAUCGAACAGACUUUUUACGCACUAUGAAAUCUUGGAGUAGGUCAUGCUGUGGCACGCUGUGAAUAUAUACACCCAACUAAACCGGUCAGUUGCCCUCGGAGAAACUUUUUGGGGGGGCUUCUCUUA